This is a messenger RNA of Lemur catta (Ring-tailed lemur), 2869 nucleotides long. It is a transcript of the gene PRPF39, whose product is annotated as pre-mRNA processing factor 39. Gene Ontology annotation, cellular component: U1 snRNP; commitment complex; U2-type prespliceosome. The coding region runs from base 182 to 2191 and encodes 669 amino acids. The transcript has 14 exons. The record is from RefSeq and is a predicted model, not a curated record. Gene Ontology annotation, biological process: RNA processing; mRNA 5'-splice site recognition. Lineage: Eukaryota; Metazoa; Chordata; Mammalia; Primates; Lemuridae. Gene Ontology annotation, molecular function: protein binding.
ACCGACGCAUGCGCACUGCGCUUUCGACUAGGCUGGCGUGUCGCUGGUGGCGGCAGCUGCGGUGGCUGUGGGGACCCAGGCUGUGGAAGUGCCGUCUUCGGCUAGGUUGGCCCAGGCUUUGGCUCAUGGCAUCAAGCGGCAUCCAUCGUAAGAUCAUUAACUGAAGACAGAAUAAAUAGCUAUGCAGAAUUCUCACAUGGAUGAGUACAGAAAUUCUAGCAAUGGCAGCACAGGCAGCAAUUCAGAGGUAGUGGUAGAACAUCCUGCUGAUUUCAGUACUGAGAUUAUGAAUGUUACAGAAAUGGAACAGUCACCUGAUGACUCUCCCAAUAUCAAUACAUCUACAGAAGAAAGUGAAAUGGCAAAUGCUGUGGACCUUCCAGUGACACUGACAGAAACAGAAGCAAAUUUCCCUCCAGAAUAUGAAAAAUUUUGGAAAACUGUAGAAAAUAAUCCUCAGGAUUUUACAGGCUGGGUAUAUUUACUUCAGUAUGUAGAACAGGAGAAUCACUUGAUGGCUGCCAGGAAGGCUUUUGACAAAUUUUUCAUACACUAUCCAUAUUGCUAUGGUUAUUGGAAAAAGUAUGCAGAUCUUGAAAAGCGGCAUGACAACAUUAAACAAUCAGAUGAGGUUUAUCGGCGGGGUCUUCAGGCAAUACCUCUUAGCGUUGAUCUUUGGAUACAUUACAUAAACUUCUUAAAAGAAACAUUGGACCCUAGUGAUCCUGAGACAAACAGUACAGUAAGAGGAACUUUUGAGCAUGCUGUUCUAGCUGCAGGAACAGAUUUUCGAUCUGACAGAUUAUGGGAAAUGUAUAUAAACUGGGAAAAUGAACAGGGAAACCUGAGAGAAGUUACAGCUAUAUAUGAUCGUAUUCUUGGUAUUCCAACACAGCUGUACAGUCAUCAUUUUCAGAGAUUUAAAGAACAUGUACAGAAUAACUUACCUAGAGAUCUUUUAACUGGUGAACAGUUUAUUCAGCUACGAAGGGAAUUAGCAUCUGUAAAUGGGCAUAGUGGUGAUGAUGGUCCUCCUGGUGACGAUCUACCAUCGGGAAUUGAAGACAUAACUGAUCCAGCAAAGCUAAUUACAGAAAUAGAAAACAUGAGACAUAGAAUCAUUGAGAUUCAUCAAGAAAUGUUUAAUUAUAAUGAGCAUGAAGUUAGUAAAAGGUGGACAUUUGAAGAAGGUAUUAAAAGACCUUAUUUUCAUGUGAAACCAUUGGAAAAGGCACAACUAAAAAACUGGAAAGAAUACUUAGAAUUUGAAAUUGAAAAUGGGACUCAUGAACGAGUUGUGGUUCUCUUUGAAAGAUGUGUCAUAUCAUGUGCCCUCUAUGAGGAGUUCUGGAUUAAGUAUGCCAAGUACAUGGAAAACCAUAGCACUGAAGGAGUGAGGCAUGUCUUCAGCAGAGCUUGUACUAUUCAUCUCCCAAAGAAACCCCUGGUGCAUAUGCUUUGGGCAGCUUUUGAGGAACAGCAGGGUAAUAUUAAUGAAGCCAGGAAUAUCUUGAGAACAUUUGAAGAAUGUGUUCUAGGAUUGGCAAUGGUUCGUUUGCGAAGAGUAAGUUUAGAACGACGGCAUGGAAAUAUGGAAGAAGCUGAACAUUUGCUUCAGGAUGCCAUUAAGAAUGCCAAAUCAAAUAAUGAGUCUUCGUUCUAUGCUGUCAAACUAGCCCGACAUCUUUUCAAGAUACAAAAAAAUCUUCCAAAAUCAAGAAAGGUGCUUUUAGAAGCAAUUGAAAGAGACAAAGAGAACACAAAGUUAUACCUCAAUUUACUUGAAAUGGAAUAUAGUGGUGACCUCAAACAAAAUGAAGAAAAUAUUCUAAAUUGUUUUGACAAAGCUGUACAUGGUUCACUACCUAUUAAAAUGAGAAUUACAUUUUCUCAGAGAAAAGUGGAAUUUCUUGAAGAUUUUGGUUCAGAUGUUAAUAAGCUUCUGAAUGCUUAUGAUGAACAUCAAACACUCUUAAAAGAACAGGAUUCUUUAAAAAGGAAAGCAGAAAAUGGAUCAGAAGAACCAGAAGAAAAGAAAGCACACACAGAAGAUACAACUUCAUCGUCUACACAGAUGAUUGAUGGUGAUUUACAGGCAAAUCAAGCUGUAUAUAAUUAUAGUGCCUGGUAUCAAUACAAUUAUCAGAAUCCUUGGAAUUAUGGACAGUAUUACCCUCCCCCUCCAACCUGAUGGAAAAAUGUACAUUUCAGAUGGAGUGUGUGAAAAGUAUGAAAUUAUUAUUUUUUAAAUGAGGGAUGUAAACAUAGCAUAAGCUUGUCGUAUUUGAUAACUUGUCUUCUGUUUCUGUGUAACAUGAUUUGUUUAGUAAUAGGGGAAAAUGUCAAUUAUUAGCUUACCACAGAUACUAUUUCCUACCAUUUGUAAAAUUUGCUUUUUAUCGGAGAACUAUUUUUUUGAUUUUUGCAUUACAUGGUCUAGAAUUCUUCUGCAAGGCAUUUGCAAGAGUUUUGUAGCCUUAAGGGUAGGAAAAAAACCUGACUGCAAAUCAUGUCAGUGUAGUACAAGAUUUUAAAAACACAUAAGGGCUGGUUAUUAAGGAUUUACUUCCUCUGUUAAAAAAAAAAAAAAAGAUUUUUAACCUUUGCUGACAAGGUUUUUGUCUGCGUGUUUCAGUUAUACUUGUGAAUUGUGAUCUAACUGCAGAAAAGGUACACUAUUAAAAUACUAUGCCUUGGAAUAGAGAUUAUAAGUGAGAAAUGGAAUGUUUGCAUCCCUUUAAAAAAUGAAAAUCAUAUCAAAAAUGUUGUUUCAGACUUUGUAUUUAGAAUAUUCAUGUAAAACUUGUGAACAAACUUUCAUUUUGAUCAAACUGAUCAUCUUCAUUUUUGUAAUAAAACUGAAGACUUA